GGACUCCCAGUCCCAGGGACCCCCAACGGGCGGCACACCCUUCUCCGCAUCCACAAGUCUCUCGCCGGCGGCCGCAGCCAGGGCAAGACGCCUCCUCCCCACAGCAGAUCUCCCCCCUUGCUUCCUCGCUUCGCUUGCCGCCCAAACCCGCUCCAUUCAAAACCCACCCCCAAACCCUAGCCCCAAACCCUCCCCCUAGCAGCAUGGCCGGCGCGGCGCCACCGUCGGGGCCCCCCGAUCCGCCCCCGCUGGAGCCGGAGGAGCCCCUCUCCCGGGAAUACCUCUCGCUCCGACAGGCUGGCGAAGCAAGCGAGGAGGAGGAGGAAGCUUCGCGGUCGCCGCCGCCCCCCGCGGGGGCGCCCGGCGGCGAGAGGUGCAGGGCGAUGAUGGAGGUAGUGAAGAAGGACGCGGUCGGGGUGGGGGGCAAGUGGAAGGUGUCCAAGCUGGUGGUGGACCACAACCACGAGCUGGAGGUGGCGCCGGUGGAGGGAGGGGGAGCUGGUGUGCCGGUGCUCGGGAUGGAGUUCGACUCGGCCGACGACGCCAAGGGGUUCUACCAGGGGUACGGCGAGAAGGCAGGGUUCAAGGCGCGCACGGGUUCCAACCGCCGCUCGGUUGGCACGGGCGCGAUGAUCAUGCAGCGGUUCCUCUGCUGUAGAGGGAAUUAUGUGAAUAGGAAGAGUAAAGCCGCCAAGGGUUUGGAGGAGGUGGAGGAGGGUGCCGCGGAAAAGGGAAAGGGAGAGGUUGGCCCCUGUAAGAAGAGGGGCCGCAAGCCUGGGAAGAAAAAUGCACAGGCGCCGGAGGUGGAGAUGGGCGGUGGAAUAGCGUGCACAGAGAUUGUGCAAGCCGUGCCUAGUAGGAGGAGUUCAAGGAGAGGUAGGGAUGAAAAUGAUGUUGUCAGGAUGGCUGUCGAGAAUGUCAUCGAACCUGAAGAACGAAAUGAUGAGGCGGUGGAUGGUGCACGGAAUGGUUCUGCCGGCGCCAAUGAUGAGGAGGAGGAGGAUGAAAUGGAAGAGGAAGUGGGAACAAAGGAAAAGAGAGGGAGGGGAAGGCCAAGAAAGGCUGUUACAGAGGGCAAUGCCCUGCAGGCAUGUGACCUUGGUGCCAGUGCAUCACAGUGCAACAACGAUGACAGGAAGAAGAUACUUGAUAAAUAUCUCUCGAAGCGACAAACCAGACCUGUCUCCGGCAGGCCUGCUAAGAUUGUCUCGCGCCAAGCUUUGGCGGAAAGACGUAAGCGUGGUGUUGGCGGUAGAUUUCUUGCAAGCGAAGGACUACCGCCUUCACGGCAACUUUCAGAAAGGCGUUCAAAACGUCUUGAGAAGCAAAAUCUUAAAGAAGAAGAGAAGCCUGAGAGCAAAAAAGAUGAAAUAACUGAAGCAGAAGCAGAUCCAGAAACUGAAGUAGUUGCUGGGCCUGGAGGAGAGCCAAAAAUUGGAAUGGUUUUUGUGAAUGAAGACAAGGCCUAUGAAUUUUAUGUUAGCUAUGCUGGAUCUGCAGGGUUCAAUGUCCGAAAAGGAUGCUCUGACAAAACUGCGAAUAAUGUUAUGAGAUCUCGGGCAUAUGUAUGUUCUAAAGAAGGAUUCCGCCUUAAAAGUGUUACUGCCGAACAAAAGAAGCCUCGACCAGAUGCAAGAACUGGCUGCCAAGCACACAUGACUAUUAAAAUCACUACCAGCGGCAAAUAUGUAGUGACUGAGUAUGUGGCCGAUCAUAAUCAUGAUCUCGAAACUCCCUUGGUGGACAUUCAGAUUCUGAGAUCACAGAAGUUAUUAGCAAAGUUACAGCAGCCUCUGGAUCUGCCGAAAGUUGUUUUGAUACCUAAUGAUUAUAAAAAUUACAUAAGGACAAGGAGCACAAAAGAUAUGCCAUUGGGCGAUGCUCAAGCGAUUUGUGAAUAUUUGCAGAGGAUGAAAGGCAAGAAUCCAUCUUUCUUUUAUUCCAUUCAAGUGGAUGAAGACGACCAAAUCAGAAAUGUGUUCUGGUCGGAUAUUAAAUCAAUGAUGGAUUAUAACUACUUUGGUGAUGUACUAUAUGUUGACACAAGAUAUAGCACAGGUCAUUAUGGUAGGCCUUUGUUGCUUUUUAUUGGUGUUAAUCAUCAUAAGCAGCCAACCAUAUUUGGUACAGCAUUUAUUUACGAUGAAUCAGUCGAAUCCUUCAAGUGGUUGUUUGAAACUUUCAAAUCUGCCAUGAGCGGAAAGCAGCCAAAAACAGUUUUGACUGACCACUCUCCGACGAUAAGCGAUGCAGUUGCUUCUGCUUGGCCAGGAACUACCCACCGCUUUUCACUGUUGCAUUUAUAUCAAGAUGCUACCAAGAUAUUAAGGGAUACAUUCCAAGGCUCAGAAACUUUUGCCCAUGAUUUUAGUAGAUCUUUGUACAACUAUGAGGAGGAGGAGGACUUCUUGUCUAACUGGGAAAUCAUUACGGGUAAGUACAAUCUGAAGGAUAAUGAGUGGGUAAGUAAAUUCUUUGAGAAUAGAGAAAGAUGGGCCUUGCCAUUUGGGCGUGAUACAUUCUGCGCAGAUAUUGAAGCCACACUCCAAUGUGAUAACACAGAAGCCAUCCUGGCAGAUAUUCUUAAAGCAGAAAUAGAUCUCCCAUACUUCUUUAACAGUUACAAUAAGUUUUUGGAGGAUAAACGUCUAGCUGAACGACAAGCUGACUACCUUGGUGUUCAAAUGACUCAGAGGGUAGCUCCUCUGCGGUUACUUUGGCAGGCUGCUAAUACAUAUACUCCAGCACUGUUUGAGAUGUUCAGAUUAGAAUAUGAACUGAUCGUGGCCUGCAUGAUUUAUAGCUGCGGUGAGAUUGGAUCGAUAUCUGAGUAUGAGGUAACUGUCAAAAACAGGCCACGGGUUCAUCUUGUUAGAUUUGACUCAUCAGAAUAUAAGGUUAUUUGUAGCUGCAAGAAGUUUGAAUUUGUAGGUAUCCUGUGUUGCCAUAUAUUGAAAGUUCUCGAGAUCAGAAAUGUUAAAGAACUUCCACCACACUAUAUUUUGAAAAGAUGGCGAAAGGAUGCUCAGACUGAACCUCCAGGUUUUGCUGCUGUAGAUGAAGAUCCCAAGUUCUCAGUGUCUAAACGGUACAACUCCCUUUGUCGAACUUUAUAUAAAAUUGCAGCAAAGGCUGCAGAAAACACUGAAGCUCAUACAUUUAUGGAGAACCAAUAUGAUCAGCUCCUGGAGCAAGUUGAGCUUAUUUUGCAAGAAAAGUUGCAUGACAAAUCUUCUUUAAGCACUAUCAUGAAAAAUCAUCAGCAAAAUUUGAUUCAGAAUGAUGCCAGCAACAGUGAACCUCGCAGAGCAAGUGCUAAGAAAAGGAAAAAUGUAGAGAUGCGGCGCCGGCAGCAAAGUCCUCUUGAAUCAAGUAAGAAGCAAAAGGGCAGACAAGAUCUUCUGGAGCCUGAGGAGUGUGAAGUCCCACUUAGGAAUGAACCUUCCACAAUACCAAAUGACAUUCCGAAUCACCUGACAACUCCAACCAACCAGUUCCUUUCACCAAGCCAUAUAAUGCAGGUACCUUAUGUUACACAGCAGUUUGGUCUUAAUUCUCUUCAAGGAUUUCCUGGCAUAUCUCCUUUUGGGCAGAUGCAGGAACCAUCACAUGUUCAUCUUCAGCAACCUCAUCUACAACAAUCACACUUUCUUAGUGGUCCUCAAAUCCACCAGGCUCCCCCUCCAGACAUCCAGUCAUUGCAAUUUCUUAGCAGCAAUCCUCAACUGGGCCACCAGACGACGGAUAGCCAGUACACCAUCCCAGUGUGGGAUUUCUUGUGAUGUACAUUGUGAUGUAUGCCAGAAUGUAGAAACUGUAAAAUAUUGUAGUUGUAAAUUAUGCAACGAAAAUAUUUCUUGCCCAGCUUGUUUAUAUCAGUGAAAUGUGGGGGCAUGGGCAAAACUUGGGCCCAACCUGACAAGCUGACCCAAUUAACCUCGGUAUUUAUGACAUGUGGCCUAACAGUGAGCAGGUAAUUUAUGUACUCUCUCCGGUC
Brachypodium distachyon (stiff brome) is the source of this 3997-nucleotide messenger RNA. Its product is annotated as protein FAR1-RELATED SEQUENCE 5. Gene Ontology annotation, biological process: regulation of DNA-templated transcription. Lineage: Eukaryota; Viridiplantae; Streptophyta; Magnoliopsida; Poales; Poaceae. The record is from RefSeq and is a predicted model, not a curated record. The transcript is spliced from 8 exons. Gene Ontology annotation, molecular function: zinc ion binding. The coding region runs from base 204 to 3782 and encodes 1192 amino acids.